Desarmillaria tabescens is the source of this 1325-nucleotide messenger RNA. RefSeq lists its product as uncharacterized. The coding region runs from base 206 to 1159 and encodes 317 amino acids. The transcript has a single exon. The record is from RefSeq and is a predicted model, not a curated record. Lineage: Eukaryota; Fungi; Basidiomycota; Agaricomycetes; Agaricales; Physalacriaceae.
CCUGACGUAGCAAUUGCUGCUUGAAAAUUACUCGGUAUGUAAAUUGGUGGGUGACCUACAAGGACAAACAACAUGAUUAUCGCCAUGUAUGGUAAAAAAUUGGAUUGGCUGUUGGACGCGAUUGGUGUGAGCAGACGGGGUAUAUAAUGCCCAGGGGGAGGAGGGUACACUCCCAGAAAUUUCCCCCGCCUCCCGCUAGUACACGAUGAUUGGCAAACGCAACGCCUCCAACGCUGAAAACAUCCCCGUCCGCCGUGCCUCGUCUACAGGCAAACACGUAGCAGCGGCCAAGUCCCUACCAGCCCCCCUCCACAAGCGAAAACGCGCUGUGGCCAAACCGGGGCAAGUAGUCUUCGAUGUUAAAACCUACCGCGCAUCCAAAGAGGCCCUCAUCACCGUCCAGCUCGCGUCUAGGCUCGGGAAGCCGGCGCAAGUCGCUCUUCCUGAAGCGCCCACCCUCUUUGCGCGGGACAAGCUCGUCUCGGAUUAUGGCGUGCGCCUGUUCUACACGCUCUCCCUCCUCGCACCGAGCACCCCACCCAAAGACACUCCUAUCCCCCCAACCUACCCCGUCUCCCUGCCUGCCAACGCGCCCGCAGAAGGCCCCUCCUACUUUCUCGGUGUCUUCGCUCCCAACUCCACUAAAGUGACCCUCCACCCCGCGCACCACGAAGUCCUCGCUGUGCACUGCCCACGCUUGCCUGGUACCAUCCAGUCCUCCCCCGCAGGUCCCGAGAUCCCCGUUCACCCUCUCUGCCUGCCAGACCCCCAGUCCUACGCGCUCCUCAGCCAGUACCUCUACACUCACCGACAAGACCUCCUCCUCGCGUCCCUCCUCCCACCCAGCUCACUCCCUUCCAACCCUUUCCCCACCACCGCACACCUAUCUGACUCUCCGAAACUCUCCGGGUCCGAGGUCCACGCCCAGCUCCUCGCGCUCGCAGAGUCCCUCGCGAAAGAUUAUACGCAGCAUAAGCUCCUUGGCGGGUUGUCGACUGUCCAUGGCUUGUGGAAGAAUAUCGUCGCUUUGGGUGUUGAUGAUGAGGGCUUGUGGGAAGUGAUCCAUGUUGCGUGGGGUGUCUAUUUGACAGCGGCGGGAUGGACGGAUGGCCGGCUUCAUCUUAGGAAGGGCGAGUUGAUCCCCGGUUAUAAUCAGUGAUUUCUAUGCCUCCAUGCUCUCGAUGAUUUUUUUUCCUUUGUCGUUUUGUAGUUUUCCAUUCGCUCUCCACACGCCAUCCAUCGCAUAUGUUGUACAACCACUCGCAUUUACUUAUUACUACUUAUGAUAUAUGGAUAGAAGAAUAUGACAACACUUGUACUACAUC